Cuscuta epithymum is the source of this 1025-nucleotide messenger RNA. The record is from the annotation of a GenBank genome assembly. Lineage: Eukaryota; Viridiplantae; Streptophyta; Magnoliopsida; Solanales; Convolvulaceae.
GGAGAAGUUAAGAUUAUUUUAUAUUGCCCUUUUCACACAUUUUCAGUUCGCCAUACCGCAAGAACCUCCUCUAGCACCGGCCUUGUACGUCUUCAGAGAUUCAUUGCUCGACAACGGAAACAACAAUCUUCUCCCGACAUUUGCUAAAUCAAACUACUUUCCUUAUGGAGCCGAUUUUGCGGCUGGAGCCACUGUAAGAUUCACAAAUGGGAAAACAGUGGCUGAUUUCAUUGCUGAGUUUCUUGGUUUGCCGUUUCCUCCUCCUUACUUGAGUUUGCAAAGAUCAGUGCACAUCACAGGGAUGAACUAUGCAUCUGGAUCGUGCGGUAUUUUGCGCGAAACUGGCAAUGAUUUUGGAAAGUGUUUGAGUAUAUCAGAACAAGUUGACAUGUUCAACCAAACAAUGGGGAUGCAGCUAUCAAGAUACUACAAGAGCACAAAGGAGCUUUCAGAUUACUUGUCAAACUCCAUUUUCCUCAUUGCUAUAGGGAGUAACGACUACAUUAACAACUACCUUCUUCCUAGCAUUUAUGAUACCAGUAGAAGUCACACUCCUCGAAACUUCGCUGAACUUCUUGUCAAUACACUCUCAAUUCAAUUCCAGGUUUGACAGAUCCAAGUAAUCCUUGUUGCACAACAUGGAGGCAGGGGGCUUCAGGAUGCAUACCAGAAAUGAAGCCGUGUCCUGAUGUCGACAAACACUAUUUCUGGGAUGCCUAUCAUCCCACAGAAGCUUUUUAUAGGACCUUUGCGACGAUGCGUAUCAAUGGUACAUCUGUUUGCCUUCCAAAGCACAUAAAUGAUCUUGUUCGUGCCUGAAACUCACUCUCGUGGAAUCUUUUUCGAUCAAAAGACCAAAAGUUUUUGCAUGUAUAGUAUAAAUGUGAAUGUCUUUUUAUAUAUCUAUAUAUAGGAGUAUACAUAUUGGUUGAAUCAAUGAGUUGAAUUUGCUUCCCUUUUAUUUCCAUUCUCAGAGAUCUGUGGACCAUUCAUCUUUUACCUCCUCCCGGAUGAGUGACAAUGCU